AUGAGGGAAUUGGCUUUUUCUUUAAAAUAUUCAGAAUUUGGAAACCUCUCUCUUUACUCAUCUUUUGAAACAUGAUCAGGGGAAAGUCAAAGCAAGUGAGAAUACUUGCAACAAAAUCUUUUCUAGUUUUAAUGAACAGCAAAAGAGGGAAAAUCAUUCAAGGCAGGCAUUUUUAGUACAUAAAAAAGCUAGGUAUCUUUGAAGUUCUGUUCAUUGCACUGGGACUGCAGUGACUGGGUCAGUGUUUUGUUCUGUUUUUUUAAAAACCUCUUCAAAAGAGCAUUUGUGGUAAUUUUUGUAGUCAUUUGCUCACUGAUAUUAGCACCAAGGGAUAAACCCCUCUCUUCUCUCUCCCUCUUUUGAGGGGAGCAGAGCAGUGGUCUCUGUAAACCUCAGCCCAUUGCACACAACAGUUCAGGAUGCAGUCAACAGAAGCAGGUUUUUGGUUCCCAUCAAGCAGAACAGAGAAGAAGGGCUUUGCGCUGUGCCCAGCUCCCCUCCUUCCAGCUCUGUGCGCACUGUGUAAUCAACACCUUCACAUGUGAUGCCAAUAGCCUGAGGGAGGUGCCAGGAGAGCAGCUGCAAGCACUGGGAGAGCAGCCCAAUUUGGAGGUACAGCUCCUUCCUUCCCAUCCUGGGUCUUGGAUAGGAUCUGGAGAGACUCUGCAGCUAGUGGUGCUGUCUGAAGGAUUUUUCUGCUAUCAUGUCUUGGAGGAAGAAAGUGCGGCCAAGUUCUGCCUCAGGGAAGUUAGAAACAUUCAGCCUUAGCAGUAUCCUUGAUGAGCUAAGAGAGUCAAAAACUGUGGCAGAGCCUUCAUUUCAACGUGCUCAAACUUCUGUAGGAGGCCGCAGGUUGCAAGGCACAUCUCCAGUUUCCUUGGGCAGCUUCUCAGAAGAAAGCUCUCAGCUCCCAGAAUGGCUGGCGAAGGAGCUGCUGAAAGGGCAGCAGAGAAGUCACUCAGUUGGACUCAUGGAGAACAUUUCAGAGAGUGAAAGUGUUCAGCAUCACUUUGACCCUGCCAGGAGCCUGUGGAAAGGGAAGAUUGAACAGCAACUGACCCUUGAACAACUCAAGAAAUUAAAUACAGCCUUUCAGGAGUUAGAAGAGAAUGGAUGUAAAUCAUUGGAUGUAGAGAAAUUCAAGCAGAUAGUGAAGAAGAGUAUGGCACCAUAUAAUUCGAGUGGUGAACAAAUUGAAGAAUUUUUCAUGAAAAUUGACUAUGCUGCAACUGGAACAAUUCGGUGGGAUGACUUCUGCACAUACAUGCAGCUUGAAUACACUGAACAGGAUGGGACCUCUGCCCGGCUGAAAAAGCUGACCUUCUCACUCCCUGCCAUGAUGCAGGAACUCUCUUAUGGAGAGGCCAUCCUGCGCAUUAGUUCUCUGCCCAACAACACAUUAGUAAUAGCUAGAGAAGAUGGACUCAUUUCCUUCUGGUCUCCAGAGUUACAGCAGAAACGAAGCAAAAUGGUCUUUGAAAAGCUCAGCAACAAGAAACCUAAGUGGGUGAUGGAUUUUGCUGUUAUGACUCAGUACAACAAGCUCAUCCUGGGAACUGGUGAUCAUGAAAUUCAGUUUUAUGAACUCUCUAACUUUGAACCAUACUGCCAGAUCAGUAGCUUGGAAGCUAUCCCUUUACGACUGGACUAUUGUUACACUGAUACUGAUGAGUGCAUGAUUCUCUAUGGGGAUGAUCAGGGUUGUGUCAAUAUUUUGCUCAUGUCUUCUGUGGGAGAGCUCCUGAGAACAUGGAAAAAACUACCAAAAGACAAAAGCCUGCCUAAUAUUGGCCUGGAGAGUGCUGUUUGUUCUCUAAAUGUCACUUACAUUCGUUGGAAAGUGCAUGGCGAUUGGGUUACACAGCUAAACUACUGUGAUUCCAUGAAAGCAGUGAUUUCUACCUCUAGCCAUGAGUCUACAGCUUUAGUAAUAGGGUGUAUUGUAGGGGCAACCAAUGUUGAACAGCAGAUGAAAGAAAUAAAAGAUUCUGCAAAAGAAUCAAGGGGGAAAAAAGGACGGAUGAUCCCCAGUGUCCCUACAAGGAGAGCUGAAGGUGAUCAGACAGUAUUCCGCAUCUACAAGGGAGUGAAAACAUUUGCAUUCUGCAAAAAAUACAACCUUCUAGUGACCGGAGGCAUGGAUCGGAUUAUCCGGCUAUGGAAUCCUUACAUGCCCAGACGACCAACAGGAAUGCUCAGAAGCCACAUGGCACCAAUCUUUUACCUCUAUGUAUCUGAAGAAGAUGCCAGAAUAUUUUCCAUGUCCACAGACAACACUCUUAAGAUCUGGGACAUCGAGGACCACAGCUGCUUGUUUACAGCUUGCUCAAAAAGCAGUGGAAUUAAAGGGGAGCUCACUGCCUGCCACUACAUACCAGGCACCGGAUCGCUUUAUGUCGCCACGGAUACACUCGCUCUUUUUCAUCUGCGAUUAAGGCCUCCUCCAGAGCCCCAUUUGGUCGUUUCUCAUAAGGAGCCAGUUCUGUGCUGCAAGUACAACAAAGAGUUUAAGCACGUGGUGAGCUGCUCAGAAGGAUCUGUAGUUAAAGUGUGGGAUUUUGCAACAGGAAAGCAUUUGUUUGAGUUUUGUGAUGCUCAUGGAAGUGCUGCUAUCACCUGUAUGACCUUUGAUGACAAUGGAAGAAGGUUAGUUACUGGAGGAAGAGAUGGCUGCUUGAAAGUAUGGAAUUACAACAAUGGACACUGUCUGCAUUCCUUGAAAAGGGAAGGCAAAUGUGAUGAAAUUUGUGACUGUACCUACGUGGAGGUGAAUAGAAACAAGUAUAUCAUAGCUGUUGGAUGGGACAGAAGAAUAAGUAUGUAUUUUGAUUCAGCAGAUGAUCUGCAUCAUUUUCAGAAACCGCAGCCCUAUUGGCAGGAUGACAUAAACCACGGCCACAAGGAAGAUAUUCUCUGUGUUGCUCAGUGUCCACCUACCUUUCUUGCUACUUCCAGUUAUGAUGGUGAAAUCAUUGUUUGGAAUAUGAUUUCAGGACAUGUACACUGCAAACUUCACACCCCAACUCCCAUGGAUAGUUCUAGCACAAAAGCUGUAGACCCAAGUGUUAAACAUGUCAUAUUUUUGAGGACUCGUGCAGUGAAGUUAGGAUGUACAGCAGCAUCUCUCAUUUCCAAUGGGCCUCAAGGUUCUCUUAACUUCUGGAGUUUGUUCAGUGCAGUUCCACUUGCAGCGAGUUUUAUACCUUCUAGAGUGAAAUCCCAGACCAGCAGCAUUGCUGUCACUGCCGAUGAUUCAUUUCUUUAUGCAGCAGACGAGAGUGGAUAUGUGUGUGUCUACAAUGUAAAGGAUUAUGCCCUUGGGGAUCCAGAGCAAGGACCACCAAAAUAUGUGAACCACUGGAGAGCACAUGUAAAAAUGGUUGUGUCGUUAGAAGUUAUUGAGGAAGAAAAAGUGCUGUUGUCUUCUUCUGUAGAUUGUACAGUUCGUCUGUGGAGUCUGGAUGGAGAGUACAUUGGGACUUUUGGCCAAGAAGAACCUUGGGAAAUUUUUACUCCUGCCUCCUGGAAACAUCCCAUGGUGCCCUUUGAAAUUCUGAUAGAUCCUCAGAGCAUGCCCCAUCAUCCAGUGUUGGGAGGAGAAACUUCAGUCUGGCAAAUCAUAAGCUCAGACCAAAAUGAUGCAGCUCGAGAGAACUCUUUAUCUAAGCAUGAGGGGAGCUACAACCAUAAGCUCUCUCAAGUUACUAUUACUGAUCCAGAUAUCAAAGAGGAAGUUGACAAAUGGUCUUGCACAGAAGCUGUGGGCAAAAGUUUGAAGCAUGAGCGGUUCAAGAAUUUAACCAGACCACUUAAGCAUGGGGGACUGAGCCCUUAUCGUACUAUCAAGUAUUAUGAAAUGGCAGGCUGGAGGAUGUUUUAGAAGCCCCUGCCCUAGGAUCUGUGGGUGAUACUGCAGCCAGUGGCAACAGAGGGAGAAGAACAAUACUCAUCACACACAUUUUGGCUGGAGGAUUUGGGUCUUCAAAUAUUAUGCAAGUUUUGUUUAAACAUGAGACAUUAUCCUUUGUGGAUACAUUGCUCCAUGUAUCUCAUAUCUGGACAACAGGGUGUUAACAUAAAUUUUUACUCUUAAGCCUUUUGAAAGACACAUGAGCAAUUAGACUUGCUGUGGAAAAGACGUUUCUGCUCAUAACAGUUUUAUGGCACAGUAACCUUAAGAGCAGAAUGAAGAGCAAGUAUUAUACCCCUUUCAUAUGUUAAGAGUCUAAAGCUGCUUACAGAUGUAGAAAAAAAUGGUACUUUAUUUAAUAGCCGAUUGAAUUAGCU
Gavialis gangeticus (Gharial) is the source of this 4287-nucleotide messenger RNA. Its product is annotated as WD repeat-containing protein 64-like. The record is from RefSeq and is a predicted model, not a curated record. Lineage: Eukaryota; Metazoa; Chordata; Crocodylia; Gavialidae. The coding region runs from base 704 to 3880 and encodes 1058 amino acids. The transcript has 31 exons. Gene Ontology annotation, molecular function: calcium ion binding; protein binding.